GAAAUCGUGGUCAACGACCUCAGCCAGCCUCAGCCGCCGUCAUCUUGCUUUGAUAAAUAAACACGAUAAAUUCCUAGACCUGUUCACCAAAAUCUGAUUAUUCUUCAUUCAAUCAUGUCUAACCUUUCGCUCUACACUACUACCGCUGUUGUACUGAUCGACUCGGACGGUAAUAGACUUUUGGCAAAGUAUUAUGAUCCCCCUCACCUCAGACAACAAACUGUUGCAGAACCCAACAGAAAACCAAAUCCAGGGAUGGUGCAGCUGGGAUUCAACGGAUUCAGUUCCCAAUUGAGGACACUAAAGGAUCAGCGAGCUUUUGAGAAGACGAUGUGGGAAAAGACGAGGAAAUCAACAGGCGACAUCUUGAUCAUUCAGAAUCAUCUCGUUUUGUACCGAUCGAUAAUCGACAUGACAAUUUAUGUGGUGGCACAAGAAUCUGAGAAUGAAUUGAUGUUACAGACCUUACUCAAUUCAUUUUUUGAUGCAAUCUCAAUCUUACUUCGAAACCAAGUCGAGAAAAGAUCAGUGCUUGAAAAUCUGGACCUCGUCAGUCUUUGUUUGGAUGAGAUGGUGGAUGAUGGUAUCAUUUUGGAGACCGAUGCUGUGGCUAUCGCAUCAAGGGUGUCGAGACCAAAAGCAGACGUAGGCGGAGUGAACCUAGCUGAUAUUACCAUCAACGAGCAAACUAUCAUGCAAGCCUUUUCGACUCUGAGAGAUAAGGCGGCACAGAAAAUCCUACAGGGCUCACUUUAAGCCAUAUGAUCAACACCGUCGAGUUUGCCUUCGAGAUAGUCAGUCCAGCCCAUACAAUUCACUUGUUGGUCUAGACAUACGUUUCGGUGCCAGAAACCAGGUAUCCUGACGAAUCUUAUAUGUAUUCUUCCAACAUUCGGGAUAGCCUACUAUGAUUUCCCAAGUAUUGUCUUUUCGAUUAUGUUCAAUGGGUAUGAUGUUUUGCAUGUGGAUGUGGAUGUAUUCAGACGAACUUUAAAAAGCAAGCACUCUGACAAGUGACAUAUAUCACUUGAGUGUGAUCAUAUCAGUCAAUCGCAUCGGUAGAUUAGCUGAGUGAAAUGCUAUCUUGUCAUGAUUUGGGUCGGAACUAUUGAAUUGUCUUGCACUCAUGUAUAGGACCCUCUGGGAGGGCGCAAAUGCAAUCAAAGCCAAAGUGGGGAGUCCUGAUCCUCUUCUGAUGUUCGUG
Messenger RNA from Melampsora larici-populina 98AG31, 1204 nucleotides. RefSeq lists its product as uncharacterized. The transcript is spliced from 5 exons. Gene Ontology annotation, biological process: retrograde vesicle-mediated transport, Golgi to endoplasmic reticulum; intracellular protein transport; intra-Golgi vesicle-mediated transport. NCBI's taxonomy places the organism in Eukaryota, Fungi, Basidiomycota, Pucciniomycetes, Pucciniales, Melampsoraceae. The coding region runs from base 115 to 756 and encodes 213 amino acids. Gene Ontology annotation, cellular component: COPI vesicle coat. The record is from RefSeq and is a predicted model, not a curated record.